Molecule: messenger RNA, 1495 nt
Organism: Cucurbita pepo subsp. pepo (vegetable marrow)
Lineage: Eukaryota; Viridiplantae; Streptophyta; Magnoliopsida; Cucurbitales; Cucurbitaceae
Product: GDSL esterase/lipase At1g29670
Molecular function (GO): hydrolase activity, acting on ester bonds
Source: RefSeq, a predicted model, not a curated record
GUCUUCGUUUCCUCAACUGUAAAACCCAUUCCUAAUUGGAGUUGAACACCCCCUUCUAUUUAAACACUAUUCUGCAACUUUUCAACCUCACUUCCACUUCAACCUUCCCAAACAAUCAAGCUUACCAGUCUUGUUUGUGCAAUAGUGGCCAUGGGCGGUAAGGUUGUAAGGAAUCAGCUAUGGGGUCUGCUUGUUGCGGUGCUUGCAUUUUGGUGCUGCAGCGCCCAGCAACAACCCCAAGUUCCUUGCUACUUCAUUUUUGGCGACUCUUUGGUCGAUAAUGGCAAUAACAAUCGCCUUUCUUCUCUGGCUCGCGCCAAUUACCUCCCUUAUGGCAUCGACUUUCCCCAAGGCACUACUGGAAGAUUCUCCAAUGGCAAAACCACCGUCGAUGUCAUUGCGGAGUUAUUGGGAUUCAAUACCUACAUUCCUCCCUAUUCCAACACCAGAGGCCGAGACAUACUUAGAGGAGUGAACUACGCGUCUGCAGCGGCUGGAAUCAGAGAGGAAACUGGCCAGCAGUUGGGGGCUCGGAUAAGCUUCAGUGGGCAAGUGAGAAAUCACCAAAACACUGUUGGACAGAUAGUCAACAUUCUUGGUGAUCAAAAUGCGGCUGCUGAUUACUUGAAGAAAUGUAUAUAUUCUGUUGGAUUGGGUAGCAAUGAUUACCUUAACAACUAUUUCAUGCCUCAAAUCUACUCGUCGAGUCGUCAAUAUACGCCCGAUCAAUACGCUCAAAUCCUCAUUCAACAGUAUACUCAACAAUUAUCGAUAAUGUACAACAAUGGGGCAAGGAAGUUUGUGCUAUUUGGAGUUGGCCAAAUUGGGUGCAGUCCAAAUGCACUGGCGAAUAGCCCUGAUGGGAGAACCUGUAACCAAAGGUACAACUUUGCGAAUCAGUUGUUCAACAACAGGCUGAAAGGGCUUGUGGAUCAACUCAAUAGAGACCAGCCUGAUGCGAGAUUCAUCUACAUUGAUUCUUAUGGGAUUUUCCAAGAUAUCAUAAACAGCCCUUCAUCUUUUGGGUUUAGUGUUACAAAUGCUGGGUGCUGUGGGAUUGGGAGGAACAAUGGCCAAAUAACAUGUUUGCCUUUCCAAACCCCAUGUCCUAACAGAAAAGAUCAUCUAUUUUGGGAUGCCUUUCAUCCAACUGAGGCUGGAAACACCAUUGUUGGAAGAAGAGCUUACAGCGCUCAACGUCCCUCCGACGCCUACCCAAUCGACAUUCGUCGCCUCGCUCAACUCUAGUUUAAAUCCAACCGAUCGGACUUAUUGAGUUUAUGCAUAAGUUGUUGGAAGAGUUCUAAUUUCCCUUUAUUUGUUUACGUUUUGGUGGUGUGUGCCAUUCUUCUCAAGAACAUGGCAUGCUUGCUCUCAAUUUAUGGCUCGUGUUUGUGUUAGACGUUUGAGAUUUAACUAAAUCUCUCACGAUGUACCCUAAAGCAAAUCAAUCAAAUCAAUCAAUGAAAACCUAAUAUGUUAGAAACGAUCAGUU